UUUAUUUUUCCGCCGAUCAAAUGGUUAAUAUUUAAAUUGAUCCGUAGAGCUGAUCCCGAGGACACAAUGAAAACCCCUGGUGCCGCCAACCCAGACCCAGAGCUGAACAAGUCAUCGCACAGCAAGGUCAGCAAGAAGUCCACAAAGUCCCGCUCCAAGUCCACAAAGUUGGAGGUGGGAGGAAGCAAAAUCUCGGCUUCUGGCCCGGGAUCGGCUGUGGGCGUAGGAGUGGGGGUGGGCAGUCUGCCCGCCACGCCCACCCAUGUACAUUUGGUAACGACACCCACAACACCGACUUCUAGCCAUGCCAACUACAACAUGUUCGAUGCCUCCUUUGCGGUGGCCGGCGGAGGACACGGAGUGUCAGGUGUCUCUGCAGCUGAGGCCUCGGGCAACACCAGUCGAAUGAGUCAUCACAAAAGCUACGCAGGCUUCGACCCUCGCAGCAUAAAGAUCUUCUGGGAACAGCACGACCAAACGGACGUGGAGUUGUCCCAGGACGUGUGCGCCCGGCUUGCCGAGGAUGCAUCCUACAAAGUCUGGGAACUAAUCAAUAACGUGAAGAUAUACUCGCGCCACUCGGGCGGAGUGGUGACCUACGAUCUAGUCAAUGAGGUGCUCAAAGAUGCCGAUGUACCCCCCAUGCUGGGCGCCAUGGACAGCGACUGGGAUCGCAUUGACUACGACGGAAGCUACUACUAUCACUCGGAUAAGAUUUUCGAGCUGCGGGACGAGUUCCAGAAGGAGAUUAGCCUUAGCCUGCCAGACGACGCAGACUUUCACAGUUUGUGCCCCGUGGAGGACAAGCAUACGGAGCAUCUGAAGCAGUCUGUCCAGAGUCUGGUUACAGCUGCUCUAUUUGCCGACAAGAAGACCCAGUCCUCGGCGCUAGCCUUCGCCGUUCAGACGCCAUUAAUGGGUUCCAUCUAUCGUGUCAUAGUCAGCAAGAUGCUUCAGCUACUGGCUUUCAAGCAGCAAGAACAACUGAGCCGACGUUGCUGGCGGCUGCUCCGCGCCUGUAACUACAAUUCGCAGGCAAACCAAAACGCCUGUCGCCAGGAGUACUUCCACCUGGCCGAAGUGCUCGUCAGCCAGCUGAUGGCGCCCUACGAAACUAUAAAGGCGCCUCCGGAGGCCAGCGAAAACACAGUCCAAAUGGAGCUUGAGGAGCCGCUCAAAAUAAAGCCAGAACAAUUCCCCGACCCAGGAAUGGAUGUGUGCAAGCAGGAACCUCAGGAGCAGCAGCAGCCACAGCCACAGGAACAAGCUGCGUUUCCCAGCGAUGCUGCGCAGCAGCAGCAGCAGACCAUAUAUAAGAUCAAACACGACGACGACACUAAUGACGCUAAGCCGGAGCCCCAGCAUCUGUCCAGCUAUUUCGCCAGUCCCGUUGGAAACGGGCUCGUGGACGAAGUUUGCGAAACGAUUGGCCAGCUAGCCUCCCAGAGCGGCUACCUCCAUGCCGAGUGCCUCUUCCUGAUCAAGCGGCGGCUGGUCAGAUUCUUCGCGGGUCGCGACGUGUGCAGCGAGAGGGAUUUCCAGUACAUCAGCCGAGCAGUGCGUGGACUCAUCGCCCUGGGGGCGUACGCGUUCCGUGAGUUUAUUCCUUACAUCUACAAACUGAAUGCAGAUGUGAUACCGGAUAGCCUGUGGCAGGACCUGGCACCGGCUGCCGUCUUUCUCGAGGGAAGCGACGAUAUAUACCUGUACGAGUGGCUGGAGCACGGCUGUGGGGCUUCCAAGCUGCAGCCGUUUAUGGUUCACUAUGCCUGUGCAUACGAGGAGCUCGUGACCCGACGCUAUGUGCGGGCCAAGGCACCAGUCUACCGAAUCGAGGCGACACCCGGUGUACGUCGGCUGGAGUGGAGCACCUUGGCAGCGGCCAUGUGUCACGGCGACGAUCCGAGCAAGGCGCUCAAGCCGAAGCCUACACUAAGGGAAGCCUUUCCAGAACUACAACUGCCGAAUCUUCGGCACAACUGCUCCGGCAGCAUCCGCUUCAAGUUCGCGGGAUGCCGUCCCAUGCUGCUCAAUGCCAAGGCAUUGCCCCGACCACAGGCAAUGGAUUCGCCAUCAACCAUCAACGGGGGCAGUGGCAGUGGCAGCAACUCUGACAUACUCAUCGCCAGACGCAAGCUCUUCAAGCCGCUGACAAAUGUGAGACGAGAGGUGCCCACCAGUGGGUAUCACUACCUUAGGAUCUGAAUCGGAUUCAGGAACACCACGAAUCGAUCUGUAUCUCAGGGUCCUGUAUUCUGUGGGGAUCUCAAUCGCAAACCCUCUAAUAUUAAGUCAAAAGUCACGAAAUAAAUACGUAUUUAUUAUCAAGUUAA
Molecule: messenger RNA, 2333 nt
Organism: Drosophila persimilis
Lineage: Eukaryota; Metazoa; Arthropoda; Insecta; Diptera; Drosophilidae
Gene: Saf6
Exons: 6
Coding region: 67-2205 (712 amino acids)
Biological process (GO): transcription initiation at RNA polymerase II promoter; RNA polymerase II preinitiation complex assembly
Cellular component (GO): transcription factor TFIID complex; SAGA complex; SLIK (SAGA-like) complex
Molecular function (GO): transcription coactivator activity; RNA polymerase II general transcription initiation factor activity
Source: RefSeq, a predicted model, not a curated record